Messenger RNA from Fusarium odoratissimum NRRL 54006, 4287 nucleotides. Its product is annotated as serine palmitoyltransferase. The coding region runs from base 1870 to 3840 and encodes 656 amino acids. Gene Ontology annotation, cellular component: serine palmitoyltransferase complex. The record is from RefSeq and is a predicted model, not a curated record. The transcript has a single exon. Lineage: Eukaryota; Fungi; Ascomycota; Sordariomycetes; Hypocreales; Nectriaceae. Gene Ontology annotation, biological process: ceramide biosynthetic process; sphingosine biosynthetic process. Gene Ontology annotation, molecular function: serine C-palmitoyltransferase activity; pyridoxal phosphate binding.
UUCGCAGGCCGGAGACCUCGGAGCCCAGGGGUUCGUCUGAAAACAGAACCAUUGGAUCCUUUUUACAGGGACUUCGAUUAAGGAGAGGGAGCCAGAGAUAUGUUCUGAUCGUUUUGUGUCUGCAUCUGGGUAGGAUUCGAGGUCAGUAGCUCAGUUGAACAGGCAUGGUCAGCCUUUGAGGGGAACACGGCGUCAUCAUAGAGAAUACGCGCCUCGCUUUUGAACCCUCAAGCCUUGUGAAGUCGCUUGUUAUCAAAGCCUAGCAAGGAAGCGAGGCCUGGAAACGAAAAGGCGAACGACGAGACGAGAAGGCCAUGCAAUGCAAGUCCCCGCCAGCUGACCCCUUGAAUUCCCUAUUAUCCUUGUGUCCGGUGCAUUCCGCGGGUGCUUGCCUUGCUCUACUGUGCUAUGGAGACUGUUCUGUGUGCGUUUCUCGUACAUCGUACAUCGCAUACAGCGACACAGUCAGCGGCUCAGGUACAUGUCAACAAAUGCAACUUUAAACUUCCUCUCGGCUCUGAUUACACUCCGUCAAGUAACUGGUAUCCCCGUCGCUAAGACGCAUCACCUCGAACUCAGGUACCCAGUACGAGUUGGUGCUGGUCCCCGCUGUUUCCCGUGGAGCGGAAAACCUGGACUUUUCAUUGUUUUUCAAUGCACAUCCCGUUGUCCCGCUGACUCCGCAGUUUUCUUCUUGCUUCUGUUCUCGUGGUGUAGGUCGGGUCGAAUAAUAACCAGUUACUCCCUGCAUCUGUCAGCUCUCUCUUCUCUUUUCAUUAUCACUCUUGCUGCUUGUUAGGUCGUCGUUGUGUUUCGUCGUCCACUUGCAGAUAGGCUUCGGCCGAGUGAUCGAGAGAGUCCGCCGACUAACACCAUUUAUUCCAAUAAGCAAGCAUUCAGCCAUCAGCUAAACCCAGGGCUGAUUAAUCACCCCUCGAGCAUCAAUUCGCCUUGUUGUUUCUCGAUCAGUACUCUUUAGCAGUAUCGAUCCCGCUUGACCGCCGAAUCAAGUCAUCGACGACUGGUGCUCGAUCAUACGCCCUUGCGUUGCGGCCUGAUCGAUUUGAGCUUGGAUCGAUCUAUCUUCCUUGGAACGGCAACGCUUGUCUCGGUAAUUGAAAUUGGAACAGCAGCAUAGCAAUUGCUCUGUUGAUGAGUAGUGCACUAUUGGGUAAGUGAUCUUUCACAUUACUGAGAGUCGAUAUCAUCCUCUCUUCAUCAAUCAUCAUCAAUCAUUCAUCGGUUCGUCCCAUCAUAUGCCUGGUGUUUUUAAGCGAUUCUUGGCUGGACCACGGCUGGCCCCGCUACUCGAGUUGAAGGCCCACAGGCAAUUUGCAGUGGGCGGAUCUUCACUUUCCAAGUUUGAUUCGACGCCACCUCCUGCGCCCCCCUGUGCCUCCUGGACCACGCACCACUACGCGCAGUGCUGCACAGUGCUCCAAUUCAACUUUAAACCCAAUGGUCACCUCUUUUCAUCAAUUUCAUAAUUCUUCCUCAUCAACAUCUGUUGUACCGUGUAUCAGCCCCAGCUCAACAUCUUUGUCUCCGUUACUUGUGUUGCAGCUUGUUCUCGAUCGCGGUGCACGUUGAGUCUUGUUUUCUUUCCUGCUUCGCAUAUCCUCAUCCGCAUUGAAAAGCAAUUGGGUUCCUCACAACAAUCCUCCUAUUUACAGAAUAUGCUUUGCGGCGAAUCGUCUGGAAUCGUUUGUUAGGUUUCGCACAUCCACUGACACUCGCUCCUGGCUCCCAGACUCUCGACUUUCUGUCCUUCUGACUACAAUUGGCUGCUCUACCCUCCUUCGACGAUUCGCGAUCUAGCCUCCCUUACGUUCACGCCUUGAACAAUCCAACGCACCUGUGCCAGGAGAGAUGCCCCGUCGGCUUAAUCCUUUCUCAUCCUCACCCUCCAUGUCUCAACCCGUCAAGUCGGGCGAGAGGCGCCCCUCUACCUCAAAAGGCAACCGUAUCACCAACUUCUUCUCCAGUAGCCCCAAAUCCACUGGUGCCCAGCAGGCCCUUGCCGCUGCUACUGGAUUCUCUCCUUCUCCCGGUCUGCCUACUAUCUCUCUCUCAACCGCGAGCCCUGGAGACCCCAACAGCAUCGAUGCCUCAACGACCACUCUCUUCCAGCCUAAGUCGGCCGAGGAGAUCGACCGUCAGAAGCGUGCCGACGCUCAGUUCGGCCCUCUCCUCCACUCAAGUCAUCGAUACACCAGCCAGUCUCAUGGAGAGCCUCUCCAGGCCCCUGUAGAGGAUGAGCCUCCUUACUAUUUCAUUCUUACCACUUACAUCAGCUACCUGAUCCUGAUCGUUCUUGGUCAUAUUCGCGACUUCUUUGGCAAGCGUUUCGGAAACCCCAAGCACUAUCGCGCCCUUAAAGCCAGCAACGGCUAUGCAGCUCUCAACAGCGAUUUCGACAAUUUCUAUGUCCGACGCCUCAAGAUGCGCCUGGAUGAUUGUUUCGCUCGCCCUACCACUGGCGUCCCCGGACGCUUCAUCACACUGAUGGACCGCAAGUCCGACGACUUCAACCGCACCUAUCAAUAUACCGGCACCUACACUGAGACUCUCAACAUGAGUUCGUAUAACUAUCUUGGUUUCGCCCAGUCUGAAGGUCCUUGUGCCGACGCUGUGGAGGCGUGCGUCAAGCAAUACGGAAUCAGCUUCUGCAGCCCCCGUGGUGCUGCUGGUACUUCUGACCUUGCUCUUGAGGUCGAGCGUGAGGUUGCCGAAUUUGUUGGCAAGCCUGCUUCUAUGGUUUUUUCUAUGGGUUAUGUCACAAACUCGAGCUCUUUCCCCGCCCUUGUCUCCAAGGGUUGUCUAAUCAUUUCCGAUGAACUCAACCACGCCUCCAUCCGUGUUGGUGCUCGUCUUUCUGGUGCCGUUAUUCAGAGCUUCAAGCACAAUGAUAUGGCUGAUUUGGAACGUGUUGUUCGCGAAGCUAUUUCCCAGGGUCAACCCCGCACCCACCGUCCUUGGAAGAAGAUUCUGGUUGUCGUCGAAGGUCUCUACUCUAUGGAGGGUACCAUGUGUGAUCUUCCCGGUAUUCUUGCUCUGAAGAACAAGUACAAGUUCUAUCUUUUCGUUGACGAGGCUCACUCUGUCGGUGCUCUUGGCCCCCGUGGUCGUGGUGUUUGCGACUACUUUGGCAUUGAUCCCUCCGAAGUUGAUAUUCUCAUGGGAACUCUGACAAAGUCUUUUGGUGCCAACGGUGGUUACAUCGCAGCCGAGAAACAUAUUAUCGACAAGCUCAAGAGCUCCAACGCUGCUACUCAGUAUGGCGAAACUCCUGCUCCUUGUGUGCUCAUGCAAAUCUUGGCUUCCCUGAAACUCAUUACUGGCGAGCUGUGCCCUGGUCAAGGUGAGGAGCGUCUCCAGCGCAUUGCCUUCAACUCUCGUUACCUUCGUCUCGGACUUAAGCGUCUUGGCCUUAUCGUGUACGGCCACGAUGACUCUCCUAUUAUUCCUGUCAUGCUCUACCACCCCGCCAAGCUCCCUGCGUUCAGUCACGAGAUGCUUCGACGAAAAAUCUCCGUCGUCGUUGUUGGGUAUCCUGCGACCCCACUCAUCAGUUCUCGCGCCCGUUUCUGUGUUUCUGCUGCCCACAACAAGGAGGACCUUGACCGUCUGUUGACUGCAUGCGACGAAGUCGGUGACAUCCUGCAGAUCAAGUUCUCGACUGGUGUGGCAGGCGGACUGGAACAUCUUCCCGAGGGCGUUGACCCCAAGAACGAAAAGGAAUGGAGAAAGGAAAACAGAAUCCCCCUUCAGGCCCCUCGUUGGAACCUUGAAGACGUUGUAAAACACGGUGUCCAGGAUUCAAAGAUUCCCCUACGCUAAUAUCUCGGCCUCUUAAUCAAAUUUUGUUUCUGGUGUUUGAUACAUCUUUAUAAUCACUCAUGUGCUCGGAGGUUGUCUGAGUGGUGUUUGACGCUUUUCAUAGAUACGUCCUGUGAAGGAACGCGACGUUGCACGACGUUUAAUGCCCUGUUCUUCUUGGCGGCUAGCCAUGCGGCUGUUGCCCUUUUGCCCCCAAAUUCUCAUGCAAGAGGGAGGGUCUUUCUUCUUUUUUUUUUUUUGGAACGGAUUAAUGGAGUUGAAGGCGUGUUGAGGUAAUGGGCCAUGUUGGGAAUGGGAAUCAUGAGCAAGACUCACUCUAUCAACCUAAGUCUCAAGGCUGGGAUGAGUACAGCAUAUAGAGUAAUUGUUAGUCGACAAAUAUAGAUCUGAAGCAGCAUAGAUUUGCUUCAACUAAUCAAAGAAACGUAUACAUGAAGAUUCCAAUUC